Pogonomyrmex barbatus (red harvester ant) is the source of this 5182-nucleotide messenger RNA. RefSeq names its product CREB-regulated transcription coactivator (gene Crtc). NCBI's taxonomy places the organism in Eukaryota, Metazoa, Arthropoda, Insecta, Hymenoptera, Formicidae. The record is from RefSeq and is a predicted model, not a curated record. Gene Ontology annotation, molecular function: cAMP response element binding protein binding. Gene Ontology annotation, cellular component: nucleus; cytoplasm. Gene Ontology annotation, biological process: positive regulation of transcription by RNA polymerase II; protein homotetramerization.
AGUGGUGGUGGUGGGUGCUCCGGGUUCCGCGAGUGUCCGCGAAAAACUAGUGCCGCGAGCCAUCAUGGCGAACCCACGGAAAUUCAGUGAAAAGAUCGCGCUGCUGAAUCAGAAGGAGGCGCAGGACUCGGCGGCAUUCGAGGCGAUCAUGAAGGAGGUCUCGGACGUCACGAAUAGAGUGACGUCGGCGAGCAGCUCGGUGGGUGCGAGUCCUACGGGAUCCGGCGUGCCGGAGACCCCGCUAUCCGUCAAGAGUGCUGGCGCCAGUCCACCGCAGUCCAGCGGCAAGCAUCUGCACAUUAACCUGGGAAAUCAGUUCAGGGCGGGCGGCUCGCUGCCGAACGUUAACAACAAUGUCAAUUGCGGCAGCGACGCGAAAGAGCACUCCUCGCCGCAUCCCGGCGCGAUCCACUCGAUCGACCUUAAGACGGCGCUCAGCAAUCUGGAGGAGAUGCAGCACAACUCCAUGUACCGCAGCGACAACAGGAGUCGGAGCAUGGGGGUGGGACCCAUGCGAUCUCGCCCGAUGGAGAAGAGGCAUGACACGUCGCCGUACAGCGGCGUGCCCUACCUGUCGCCACCCCCGCCGGACACCUGGCGGAGAACGAACUCGGACUCGGCUCUGCACCAGAGCGCCAACGAGGCCUGCCAGUCGGCCUCCGCCAUACCUCAUCGACGAGGUAGCAACGCAUAUCAACACGCUAUGACCGGAAGCGGAAACGACAACAGAGAUUCCCACCACGGCUUCAUCGAACGACCAAGAUCCUCGUGCGAAAUGCCUAGAGUGCCUGGGAUUAACAUAUACCCGAGUUCACAGCCGCCGGGACAGCAAAUACCAAUAGGCAACAACACAGGGUCGUUGCCCGACUUGAGCAACGUGCACUUCCCAUCGCCCCUUCACACUCCCCUGGACCAGGAGGAUCACUCGAGUAGUACGCCAUUCAGCAAUAGUCCUCAAACGAGCAGUCCCACAAACCUGUCCAGCCCGACCAGCUUGGCACAAGCUGGUAGGCUCUCCUUUUCACAGGAUCCAUCAAGCGUCCAACAGGGUGUGGCGUUGGAAAACAGCACAAGUACUUCGCAACAGGAUCUUCAGAGUUAUCCGCAACAACCGGCGCCGACGGCGACGUCUCACAGCCCGACUGCUGGCCACUACAUUUAUCAACAACCGCACAGUCCUGUGCCGCCGCAAAGUCCAAAAACGUCACAACAGCAACAGCAACAGCAGCAUCAGCAGCAUCAACAGUCGCAGCAACAGCUCAAUUCGUUGGGAUCGUAUAGAUCCACGCAGUCGGUGAACAGGCCGUCGCCGCAAUCGUCACCUAGUCUAACAGUUCAGGGAAGUCCCUUAAGUUAUAGCAAUAACCCAUCGGCGCCGCCUAGUCCUACAGGACAUCCGGGUCCACCCAACUUGACGUCCGACGCUAUUGAUCAGAAUUAUUUCAUCAAUCAGGCGCAAGCAGCGGCUCUUCAGCAGGAUUUCGAACAGUUCACUAUGGGACUGGAGUGGCCCAAAUUUGCGCAGCAGCUGAUGGAACUCGGUUGGACCACGCAGAUAGAGAUGGACACGCCGGUGCAGGCGAGCACGAUUGGGUCGUUUAUCGGGUCGCCAAAUCAUUCUACGAAUUACACGCAGAGCGACGUGAUUAAUGUCGGUGGCGAUUUAGGCAGUGGAGAUACCGGAUACUUUAGCACGAGUCCGCAAAUGGGGUAUCAACCUGCGACAACGACGACCGCUACUCAACAGCUCACACCGCAAACUCCAAACACACCUACCAUCAUUCUCACAGAUUUUUCUGGUACGGAGGAUCCAGAAUUUGUCAAAGAUCUCGGGACGGCAAUGAUGGGUGAUUUUGACCCGGAAAUGUUUCCAUCGGACGAUGCCCUCAGACAGGGCCUUGAUCCAAUCGACGUGGAUGGUUUGCAAAUGCUCGCUGACCCUACGAUGGUUAUAUCGGAUUCCAGCGCCGAAGCCCACUUUAGAUUAGAUCGACUUUAAGAGAAGAGAUUUUACUCAUUUACCAACACUCAUGUCGACUAUUGUGUAGGAUAAAAUAAAUUCUGUCCUCGUGUCGUGAUUAAUUCUUAAGACACUUUGACAUAUUUGGGGUAUCACUUCUUGGGCACUGGCAGAUUUGCAGGGAAACGCGCGUCAAUAUGUAUAAAUAUUUGUAAAUUUUAUUAUUUACAGCGUAAUGAAUUUAGGUAGAGUUACGCCAAUAUUUUUAUCUCCUUCAAUGUUGUGCAUUUUUUUUUAUCUCGUAACCCAUAUAUAAUGUGUCAGAUCUGUAUUGUUUUUAUAGAUAGCAUAUUUGCGUCUAGUAUUCUUUUGAAAUCUUUUCUGGAAACAGGUCAGUGGUCAAUGAAAGUUGUUUCCCACUCGUGAUAAACCGCUACUUGACGAUUAAGUAAUAUAUAUAAAUCUUUAUUAACCCUUUUUUUAUUUUACACUACUUUGUACAUUGUAUCAUGUAUGAUCUCUAAGAAGCACAAAAGAAAAGGUUUACUGAUUUAUACAUGCUUUUAUCAUAAAUGCAAUUAUAGUGAAGUAAUCUACCGUUUAGGCCAAUUUAAACUUAGAAAAGACGAUCGAUUAUAUUCCUCAACGAGGAGUGAUUAAGAAAAAAAAAACGCAUAAAGAUAUAGAAGUGAGAGAGGAGGGAGAUGCCUAUCGGCGGUACACGCCAACAGCGAUCUAGAUUCUUUCUUGUGUUUCCUUUUCCUCAUUACAUCCUUGAUGCGGACAACUUACAAUCAUAAACAUUUACGUUAAUAUACCUAGUCUAUAUAAAUAAUUCAUUAGUUUUUCCUCUCAUUCUCGAUAUCGCAUUCGCGAGAAUACUAUGAAUUAGUUUAGACAAUACAGGAUUGUACUAUUGAACAAAAUUCAGGUUCGAUUUGUCUUCAUCAAAAAUUACGAUCAGAUCUGUGAUAUUGUACGAUUAAGCUAAGAAAUCCGAAAGCACUCUAAAGACACUGCAUAAAAGAGUUUUUUCGGAAACAAGUUUUUCUAUGCUUCAAAUAUGCAAUCCUGCUUCUAAUAAUCGUUUCUAGCUUUAUUAUUUCAUUUAAAGAACAUUUGAUUAUAAUUUCCAAUCGUCGUUAAUUAUUAAUUGCUUUUCUCAUCGCUGAAUAAACGCAGUAAUAAUAACGAGCAAGAAGAAAAUAUCAUAUGCGUGUACCCUCGGCAGUUGUCAAUUUUUUGAAAGUAAUACGCUAUACUUUAUAUGCAUUCGAUAAUUAGUCGAAUGUGAAAUUAAGAUAAUUGUUAAUAAUUGUGAAAUCAAGAUGACGACCUUUAUAUCUAGACACGUUGUAAGUAGCAUACCAUAUCUUUCUCGAUAACAUUCAAAUUCUUCGUUCUAAUUAAAGACACAACGUAGGCGAUUAGUGUUACAGAGUCAGACUACGAUGUACCGAAGAACGCGACGAAAUCUAUGGUACAACGUAAUCUGAAUCCCCGACGGUGCAUAUUUCAGCACACGUACACCUUUCACAUUAUAUUAAAUAGAUUGAAAUUUGGACAGACAUAAAUCGCAGUGAGAUCGCUAUCGUUAAUAUCACAUUCAUAUCUUAUGAAUAUAGAUCCUCUCUGUCUGCAAAGAUAAAUAAAUAUAUGGAACGGUGUUGAAGAAACUUCGGUAAAUGCGAAGUGCAACGAGAACGGAAUGAAUCCUUUUACACAUUACACGCUAAUGACUAGCGCACUUUGUAACUACAGAAGUUUUUUUUUACACGAUGAGAAAAGAGUGCAUCUCGACGGAAGAAAUUUAACAAGAAUCUUUAUAUAUUUAAAAUAUGAUUAAUGUGACCAAGAGUUGAAUCAUUAUAUCCAAAAGUUUAUCGUAUUAAAUGAAAUUCUCUUCCCGUUUGCUCUCUCUCUCUCUCUUUUACUUGCGAAAUAAAUCUCGCGUCCGCGUAUAUGCAAACGCAAGAGGUGCCAAAAGCGCGUAGAUAUUCGUCAUAGAGUGUAAGAUCGUGCUAUCGACUCAUAAUCGUGCAAUAUAAACGUAUAUAUAUAUGAUCGUCGGUCGUUUAACGUAAGGUUUCAACCAAGUUAAAUGUUAACCAAGAUCGUAACGUCAAUUUGUCAUUGUCAUUUUAACCAUAAAUGCGAAAGGUUUGCAAAAGGGAUUGUGAAGAGCACAGAAUUUUAAUCAUGGUCUUUGGAAAAGAAAGACCGUUUAUUUCCUUUCAUUGUAUCUGACAUAUUGCGGAGCGUUAACAUUAAACCAGUGCUAGAUUAUGCGUGGUUCGUGGCUCGAUAUUUUCGCUAUUCAUACUUUCGAGAUUCGAAAAUAAUGUAAAUGUUUAUCAAAUUUGUAUUCGUUGUUUAUCAUUCGUGUCGAUUUGCCAGCCGGGCUGACGGUUUUUUGACGAAAGUCAAAAAAAUAUAAAUCACCACGAAUCGAUUAAUUCGUGUUGAUGCAUGUACAGCGUUACAAACUCCAUGCAAACAAUGAAAUACAAAUUGUGAAUAAUGAGAAAGAGUCAUACUGACAGAUUUCUGCGAAUCUAUUACGAGUCACGGAUUGCGAAUCAUGAAUCACGAGUCGUGUAUGAUCAGAUGCUAGUUUUACUGUCUUUCGAUAUUCAAAAUGCAAAAGAUUACGGGUAAUGUGUGAAACAAAAAAUAGCAAAAAUUAUGGAAAGAGAAUCACGUUGUUGUAUUGAUUGUUACAAAUGAGAGAAAUAAUCUAUCCGUAAGAUCUUUUAUUAAAUUGAUACUGUUUUUAUUGAAAUGAAAUAUUGUAAAAUGUUUGUUGAAUGGAUAGACGAUGUAAUCAGCGUUAAUUAUAGUUUAUGUUAUUUUUAACGAAUGAGAAUAUUGUAUAGUAUCGAGUUAUCGGCCUCGCAGAGAUUAUAACGAAAGUUAUACACGUUUAUAUAUUAUGAUCUUGUUUAUCGUUACACAAGCACUCUUCUCAGACAUCGUGCAUGCAAAAGUCUCGUUUGAAAUAAUUUUUAAUUUACGAAUUGUUUAUUCGUUUAUAAUUUAAUAGAACAAUGGUAUUAAAACAAACAUUAUUUAUUUUAGCUUGACAUUUGACGACUGAUUGAGAGAUGUGCGAUGCCUGGAGAUACGUGAGAAAAAAUAAAUCUUUUUAAAAGGCAAUUACAAAAUUUUGACAGCUCUGUAAUAUAGAUCGCAGAGUACAGGGGAAUCUGAUGAUUCGUAUAA